AUGCGGAGUUACGAGAGAGUGGACCAGCAGAGCUCAGAACCUCCCAGUGGUCCGUCUGUCCAGCAGCAUCAGACACAGCUGGACUCCAUAUUUCUGUUGCUAGAGGACAACAUUGUCAUGUUUGUGAAAAACGAGCUGAAGAAGAUCCAGAGGGGUCUGAGUCCAGAUUACCCAGAAUCCCUAGAGCAUCUGUUGCAGGGUGAGGAUGAAGAGCAGAGGAGGAGCAGCAGAGAGGCGUUUGUGAAGAUCACAGUGAACUUCCUGAGGAGAAUGAAGCAGGAGGAGCUGGCUGAGCGUCUGCAGAGCAAACUUUUUGCUGCAGUUUGUAAAAAGCGGCUGAAGUCUAAGCUGAAGAAGAAGUACCAGUGUUUGUUUGAGGGGAUUGUUAAAGCAGGAAACCCAACCCUUCUGGAGCAGAUCUACACAGAGCUCUACAUCACAGAGGGAGGGACUGGACACGUCAACGAUGACCAUGAAGUCAGACAGAUUGAAGCAGCAUCCAGGAAACCACACAGAGCAGAAACAACCAUCAGACAGGAAGACAUCUUUAAACUCCCAACUGGAAGAGAUGAACCAAUCAGAACAGUGAUGACGAAGGGAGUGGCCGGCAUCGGGAAAACAGUCCUAACACAGAAGUUCACUCUAGACUGGGCUGAAGGCAGAACCAACCAGGACAUCCAGUUCCUGCUUCCAUUCACCUUCAGAGAGCUGAAUGUGCUGAAAGAGAGAAAGUUCAGCUUGGUGGAACUUGUUCAUCACUUCUUUACUGAAACCAGAGAAAUCUGCAGCUUCGAAGAGUUGCAGGUCGUGUUCAUCUUUGACGGUCUGGAUGAAAGUCGUCUUCCUCUGGACUUCCACAACAAUGAGGUUGUGACUGAUGUUACAGAGUCCACCUCAGUGGAUGUGCUGCUGACAAACCUCAUCAGGGGGAACCUGCUUCCUUCUGCUCGUCUCUGGAUCACCACACGACCCGCAGCAGCCAAUCAGAUCCCUCCUGAGUGUGUCUCCAUGGUGACAGAGGUCAGAGGGUUCACUAACCCACAGAAGGAGGAAUACUUCAGGAAGAGGUUCAGAGAAGAGGAGCAGACCAGCAGGAUCAUCUCCCACAUCAAGACGUCACGAAGCCUCCACAUCAUGUGCCACAUCCCAGUCUUCUGCUGGAUCACUGCUACGGUCCUGGAGAAAGUCCUGGAAAACAGAGAGGGAGGAGAGCUGCCCAAGACCCUGACUGAGAUGUACAUCCACUUCCUGGUGGUCCAGACCAAACUGAAGAAGGUCAAGUAUGAUGGAGGAGCUGGGACGGAUCCACACUGGAGUCCAGAGAGCAGGAAGAUGAUCAAGUCUCUGGGAAAACUGGCUUUUGAGCAGCUGCAGAAAGGAAACCUGAUCUUUUAUGAACCAGACCUGAGAGAGUGUGGCAUCGAUGUCAGAGAGGCUUCAGUGUACUCAGGAGUGUUCACCCAGAUCUUUAGAGAGGAGAGCAGCCUGUACCAGGACCAGGUCUUCUGCUUCAUCCAUCUGAGUGUCCAGGAGUUUCUGGCUGCUAUUCAUGUCCAUCAGACCUUCAUCAAGUCUGGAGUCAACCUGCUGGAGCAACAAAAGAAUACCUUCUGGUGGUUUAAAACAAGAGCAGAGACUGACCUGUAUCAGAGUGCUGUGGACAAGGCCUUGCAGAGUCCAAACGGACACCUGGACUUGUUCCUCCGCUUCCUCCUGGGUCUUUCAGUGGAGACCAAUCAGACUCUCCUACGAGGUCUGUUGGAACCAAAACAAAGAAGUUCACAGAACAAUCAGGAAACAGUUGAAUACAUCAAGGAGAAGAUCAGUGAGGAUCUGUCUGCAGAGAAAAGCAUCAACCUGUUCCACUGUCUGAAUGAACUGAACGCUGGUUCUCUGGUGGAGGAGGUCCAACGGUCCCUGAGGUCUGGACGUCUCUCCACAGAUAAACUGUCUCCUGCUCAGUGGUCGGCUCUAGUCUUCAUCUUACUGUCAUCAGAAGAUCUGGAGGUGUUUGACCUGAAAAAGUUCUCAGCUUCAGAGGAGGUUCUACGGAGGCUGCUGCCGGUGGUCAAAGCCUCCAAGAAAGUUGUGUUGAGUGGUUGUAACCUCUCAGAGAACAUCUGUGCAGAUCUGUCCUCAGUUCUCAGCUCUCAGUCCUCCAGUCUGACAGAACUGGACCUGAGUAACAACCACCUGCAGGAUUCAGGACCGAAGAAGCUGUGUCCUGGACUGGAGAGUCCACACUGUCACCUGGAGUCUCUCAGGCUGUCAGGCUGUCUGAUCUCAGAGGAAGGCUGUGCUUCACUGGUCUCAGCUCUGAGCUCCAACCCCUCCCACCUGAGAGAGCUGGACCUGAGCUACAACCAUCCAGGAGAGUCAGCAGUGAAGCUUUUGUCUGCUGGAAUGAAGGAUCCCCGCUGGAGACUGGACACUCUCAGGGUGGAGCCUGCUGGACAACGAUGGAUGACACCAAGUCUGAGGAAGUGUAAUCCAUCAAUGAUCAAUGACAGAUCAAUAAUAACUGCAGCUGGGUUGUUUGUUCUCUGUUCCCACAAACGCAUCCAACUGUCUGACAACAACAGGAAGAUGAUGUUUGUGGAGGAGUAUCAGUCAUAUCCUGAUCAUCCAGACAGGUUUGGUUCCUGGUGUCAGCUGCUGUGUAGAGAAGUUCUGACGGGUCGCUGUUACUGGGAGGUCCAGAGGAGAGGAGCAGUUUCUGUAUCAGUGAGUUACAGAAGAAUCAGAAGGAAAGGAAGCUCUGAUUACUGUAGGUUUGGAGGGAACGAUAAUUCCUGGAGUCUGGAAUGUUCUGAUGAUGGUCAGUACUAUGUCUGGCACAAUAACAGACCAACAUCUCCCUCCUCCUCUUCCUCAGUCUCUGACAGAGUAGCAGUGUAUGUGGACGUUCCUGCUGGAACUCUGUCCUUCUACAGCGUCUCCUCCUACAGACUGAUCCACCUCCACACCGUCAACACCACAUUCACUGAACCUCUCUAUCCUGGGUUCAGGUUCUGGCCUGGUUCUUCAGUGUCUCUGUGUUGA
Molecule: messenger RNA, 3042 nt
Organism: Cololabis saira (Pacific saury)
Lineage: Eukaryota; Metazoa; Chordata; Actinopteri; Beloniformes; Belonidae
Product: NLR family CARD domain-containing protein 3-like
Exons: 10
Coding region: 1-3042 (1013 amino acids)
Molecular function (GO): protein binding
Source: RefSeq, a predicted model, not a curated record